CACACACACACACACGCACACACACACAGCACUGGACUCCCCUCCCUAUUCCUCCCUUUAUUUAUAUUGUUCUCAUUUUUUUGUUGGACUAUGUGCGUUUUGCGUCUCCUGCUGGACGUGAGGAAUUUCAUGUGUCCGUAGGUUCGGUCACCUCUCCUCUUUUUUUGGAUAUUUACUUUUUGUCCUUUUUGUUUGGCGUUGGUGAGGUGUGUGAGUUUGUGUGUGUGUGUGUGUGGGUGAGUGUGUGUGUAUGAGUGAUUCCUUCGUGUGGCUCGGGCUUCGUGAGGGAUCUAAACAUGUCGAAGAACGCGGAGGAGGUGAACAAGCUCACCGAAGGCACAUACAAGACUGUGAUGGAUCAGUUCAACCCAGGCCUGAGGAACCUGGUCAACGUCGGCAAGAACUAUGAGAAAUCAGUGGCUGCAAUGAUCCUGGCGGGGAAGUUGUAUUUUGAUGCAAUGUCUAAGAUUGGGGAGAACGCGGCAGUGUCUCCUGUCUCCAGAGAAUUAGGUGUUGUGCUGAUGGAAAUCUCCGAGGUCCACAGGAAGGUUCAUCUCGAGCUGGAGGAGAAUUUCAAGAGGUUCCACAGGGAGAUAAUAACCGAGCUGGAGAGAAAGACGGAAAUGGACGUCAAAUACAUCACAGCCACGUUCAAGAGGUAUCAGAUGGAGCACAAGAUGAAGCAGGACUCUCUGGAGAAGUCCCAGUCGGAACUGAAGAAGCUCCGGAGAAAGAGCCAAGGCAAGAACGCCAACAAGUACGAGAACAGGGAGAGCGAGUGCCUGGAAACGUUGAUGAGCCGUCAGAUGGACAUGCAGUUGUUCGUUGCAGACGGCUGCAAGGAGGCUAUGCUGGAGGAGAAGAGACGCUUCUGUUUCCUGGUGGACAAACACUGUAUGUUCUCCUACCAGACCGCCUCCUUCCACGACAAGGCCAGAGACAUCCUGACGGCGAAGCUGAGCACUUGGCAGGACCAGUGCAACGACGCCACCGACAUGCCCGAGAGCAUCCUGUCCAUGAUCGAGGGGCUGCGGACCCCCGUCACCAUCACGCCCAUGCCCUCCCCCUCCCCGUCUAUGCGCAGCCUGAACAUUCUUGCCCCUGUGGCUCCGCCUCAGAAGCCUCAGACCAGCCCUCUGGCGAACAUGUUCACGCAGGAGAAGAAAACUUCGCCUGUAGCCACCAUCACCAACAACAGCAGCAUGGAUCAUGUGAACAAUGAGGAGAACUAUCUCGCCAGGUCUGUGUCCAUGGGGGCGGGCCUCAACAAUGUCGUGAAGCGGCCUCGCGUGCGCACCAUCUUCCCUCACACGGCCGGCAACAACAGCACGCUGCUCAGCUUCGACGAGGGCGACAUCAUCGUCCUGCUCAUUCCCGACGAGAAGGACGGGUGGAUGUACGGUGAACUGGAGAAGAGCGGAAAGAGGGGCUGGUUCCCUUCAUCUUACUGCCAGGCACUCUCUGAGCCACUCAUGAAUAACAACAGCGUGUCUGUUGCACCGUUCCGCAGUCGGAGUGUGGUCAACCUGCACCACCAGGACACGGAGACGGACGAGGCCACCAUGGUGCUCCCCCCGGCCGACUACUGCGACGGCUCGCAGCGCAACGCCGUCAAGAACGGCUCCUUGUCCACCGGCGCCGUCACCGCGAAUAACCUCCAGCAGCAGCACUCCCGCACGCCCUCCGCGGCCUCCUCCUCCUCCUCCUCCGAUCCCAACACGGGAGCCCAGCCGAACGGCGUCUCCAGAUCCCAACCGGCUUUCCUCGCGGGAGGGAACCCGUUCGCCACAGUCAGGCUACGUCCGACCCUCACCAACGACCGCUCCGCACCGGUCAUCUGAUCCGUCCACCUCUCCGCCCGUCUUUAUGUCCUCCCCAGCCUCCCAUCGUCCUCACACCCAGGACGUGCAGCUUUGCCCUGCCUUCAACUGACCAGCAGCUGUUUCUGGUCCUGGAUGAGACCGGACAGAAGUCGGCCAGUACUGACACAAAGUAUAAAAACAUGCCAUCUGAUUCCGGGAUCCCCCUGACUGCUGCAAACUCUCCUGUGGAAGUAUUUUUGGAGCGUUUUAUUUACAAUUGCUCAUAUAUUUAAAAUAAUGUCUACUUUUAUCCCUCUGUGUGUGGUGGUGAUAUCUACUUGACCACAUUCUUGCCUGCACUUGAGAGCUAUAGACGAAUAAAACCGGUCAAAGAAAAUAUUUACGCCCGUUCAUGUUGCUUGUUUAUCGUCGAAACACAACUGUUAGAAAACAUUUCUGUUGCCAUAGGACAGAAGAAGAAUGUACUUUUUGAGGACGUCUGUGUUUUGGGUCUUUAUGAAAAUGCUGCAACUCUGGGAUUGAUUCUAAAAUGAUAUCGGCCGCAGCAGCGAGGAGAGAAACAUGCAAACAUUCACAGAGAUGCAUCCUGAAGUGAUCUUUAACCUCAUCUCCCUCUUGUAUAUAACUGUGUACAACAGACAUGGUCGUUGUCCUUCGCCUGUAGAGACGCCUGUCAACUGUAGAGCUAGACCAUCAUGGAGACGGGACUUUUGCCUUAAUGACCCACACGGUACAAACCUGCUGUAAAAUACUAUUUACCUGCUGCACUCUUCAGACUGUGGACAUGAGCUGAGACAUCCCAACAAUCCCAGUGCAGUCGUUUCUGCUUUAAUCAUCACACACGGCACAGUCUGUAAACUCAUCUUCCAUAUUACACCCUUACUAGAAUGUGCUGUAAGAAAAAUAAAGAUUUAUUUCUUCA
Molecule: messenger RNA, 2745 nt
Organism: Limanda limanda (common dab)
Lineage: Eukaryota; Metazoa; Chordata; Actinopteri; Pleuronectiformes; Pleuronectidae
Product: brain-specific angiogenesis inhibitor 1-associated protein 2-like protein 1
Exons: 14
Coding region: 297-1841 (514 amino acids)
Biological process (GO): actin filament bundle assembly; actin crosslink formation; plasma membrane organization
Cellular component (GO): cytosol; nucleoplasm
Molecular function (GO): protein binding
Source: RefSeq, a predicted model, not a curated record